Molecule: messenger RNA, 2219 nt
Organism: Hypoxylon fragiforme
Lineage: Eukaryota; Fungi; Ascomycota; Sordariomycetes; Xylariales; Hypoxylaceae
Exons: 4
Coding region: 341-2074 (577 amino acids)
Source: RefSeq, a predicted model, not a curated record
CCCACCACCCACCAUCAUUAUUACCAACCACUACCAACACCUCAACUACUACCUAGCUUGGAGUUGCCAUAUUUCUGUUCUUUAUUCAGAAUUGCAUUCUUAAUUGGAAAUCAUGUGUUAAUAUGGUUAUCAAUCUAUAGAAAAGGAGAGGAUUGUUUUGACAAGAUUGUCGACGGACAAACCAAACGUGUGUCUUCGCUGCUGCCGAGCCCAUUUCGAUUCAAUACGAUAGCUUCAUCGCGUAAAUAAUCCCGAGUGUACUUUGAAUAGACGAGGCUAGCAAAGCAACCUCAGGAGACGGCUGAGCUGUCAGAAACUUCGAUUGUAAUAGCGGGAUGUGAUGGCAGUCCAUACAGAGAACAUGUCUCCAGAGUCUUCUUCGUCCGUCUUCCCAGACCGGCCUAUCCGACCACUUCCUAAGCGCCGACUACGGGAGCGACUAUCGCCAGGUGUGGCCGACAGCAUUCAGUACCCGCCUGCGCCUCAGACUACAGCACCACUUUUCGUCUACCCCUACAAUACCAAGGAUGAUUUGGUGUCAUUAGGAGUCGAAUCCCCAAAUGUAGCACAUCGAGAGAAUGUAGCCGAGCUAGGCCAAGAAGCAAGCGUACGCAGAAAUGGAUUGGGUGCCGAAAACAAUAGCAAUUUGUUGAUUGGCCAGGCCCGCCGGACAUUUAUCUCGCGACCACUCCACGAUACUUCCGGAAACGCGACUCGUUCCCCUCUCCGACAAGGUCAACCUCGGCAACCGAACCCGCAAGCUCCACCUUCAACCGCAUCUUCUGCAGACGGUUAUGACUCCUUCGAAAAUAGUAACAAUAAGAAGAAGAGGAAAAUCCCAACUGCUGGCGAAACCAUUUUGAAUGGGACGCAUGUGCUGAAUGAGCUUGGAGCGCUAGGAGUGUCAUCACCUCCAUCAGCAGGCGAUGAAGGAUCUUUGGAUACGUCGGGAAUGACUGCAGCAUCAUAUUAUCAGUCAGGAGGUUCCGCUGUGAAUGGGCAAGGAAUAUCCGGACCCGGCAGAGGAAGGUACGGUCGAAUGCGCAAUGGCAGGAGCCCUUUGAGAGGAUUCUCAGAUCCUAACAGUAGUUUGGGAAGCCGGACCUCUACCAAGCUUAGACCUGGUGGUAUCCAGUAUCCAUCACCACCUGCCGCAGGAGAAAAUUCCGGAAUCAUCUCUAGUGCUAUUGCCAGUGCCGAGAAACUCGCAACACCGUCGGGCCAGGAGAAUAUUAGUCUUCUACAACAAGAAACCACUACAAAAUCUAGUCCAACAUCACAGUUUACAUUCACAUUCGAUUCUCAGAAUCCAGUUUCGUGGCCUGGAUCCGAUCCUACACCUUCUGACAUGGGUGGUUUAAAUCAUAUGCACCAGUCCUCUCUCUCAGCUGACUACCGAGAUCAAUACAAUGGUAUCAAACCCCGAGGCACUCAGAUUCACAAUAGCUCAGUACCCCCAUUGAUGGGAUCCGGGAGUUUGCAGUCGGGAGUCAAUACGAAUAGCGAAAGUGCAGCUAAGGGAACGACCCAAGCUAACGCACCGCCCAAGAAGCCGAAGCGUCGUGUAAAUUCACUUGUACAGGCUGCCAAACAGCGCCGUCGAGAGACCGAGUAUCAGAACUACCACCAUCCUCCAGCGCCUGAGGAUAUCUGGAUCUGUGAGUUCUGCGAAUAUGAGCGAAUCUUCGGCCGUGCCCCUGAGGCCUUGAUUCGGCAGUAUGAAAUCAAGGACCGGCGACGACGUCGAGAAGAAGCUGAACGACGCAGGCUGCUAGAGAAGGCAAAAAUGAAGUCGCGCAAGGGCAAGAGGGCGAACAGAGUACCUGCUAAGAACAACUCAAACGCUCCUGAUCGGCACAAUGCAUCUUCUUCUGGGCAGCAAGGUCAGCCAUCCCAGGAAGAUCAGACUCCACACCAAGACCAGGAGGAAAAUGGAUAUGACUCCGAGGAUCACUGUGAACAUCAGAGUCCGAACGGAGGCAUACCUCGGCUGAUUCCCACCAUCGUACAUACGCGCGAUAGUAUAAGCGUUGGAGUAAGUGGUGUCGGACCAAACGGAUGUUUUAGUCAUUGACCAAUGUCUGGCUACGAUCCUAAGUUUGUCGGUCUGUUGGACAAUCCAGUGGCCUAGCAUUAGCAUCAUGCGUUUGGCACUGCCUUCUCUAAUUUGCAUUUUCGGAUCCCUCCAUUUGCAUCAAGUCUUGAAAGCUUCUGGUGAG